AUGAAGAUGAUAUUUUCAACUUCAUACAGUUAUAUUCACAGCGAACCCAAACCAAACGGUUUACCUGCAAUUGUGAGAUUUAAAAACAACCAUAACCAUUUAGUUCUUAAAGUAACAGAACUACCCUUGUUGAAAUCCAUAACAGACAAUAAUGUAAAAAUAAAGUUCGAUAAUGGUUUCGAGUCAUCUAAGAUAUUUCAAGCCUAUAACAUUAGAAAUCGCUCAAAUAGAAGUCCAUCGGUUGUCCAUUCUUCGAAUUCGUCAGAGUCGAACGUAGGGGUUGUUGAAACCAAUAACCUUAGUACGAGUAACCAAAGCAUAGAACACGAUUUGUUAAGUAACUUUGAGAAUGUCAAAAUACAAUGCUGUGUCGUGGAGACGAAAAAUGACGAACACCUCGAACCGGGGCAACAGAUCAUCAACAAUGGUGAUCGCAACAACGGUGCGUGCUAUCAGUUGGUGGAUACCAGUUACAGUAAAGAAUAUUACCAGAAGGUGAGAGGUAUAAUUGCUGACCACGAAAAGACUAAGUGGCUCGGCAACAAAAUUAAGACCGAAGAGGAUCAGCUGAGCCUUUAUAAAUGCUCUGGGGAAAAAUGCAAUGCGGUGUACAGAAACAUGACAACAUUCGAGUACCACUUGAACGUCCACUGUCACAAUGCAAAAAGCCAGAAAGAAACAUGUGAUUUUAUGAUGUGCGUGUAUUGCUUUAAGUCGUUCGAUGUCAAUAAUGUAGACGCAUUAGCAUAUCACAUAUUCAACAACUAUAGUUUUUGCAAUUACUUCUGCCGGUACUGCUUGUACCGCGCGUACACGGCUUCUCACGUUCUGACCCACGAGAAAAUAUUCUCUUAA
This is a messenger RNA of Myzus persicae (green peach aphid), 855 nucleotides long. RefSeq lists its product as uncharacterized. The transcript has 6 exons. Lineage: Eukaryota; Metazoa; Arthropoda; Insecta; Hemiptera; Aphididae. The record is from RefSeq and is a predicted model, not a curated record. The coding region runs from base 1 to 855 and encodes 284 amino acids.